AAUCGCCAGCCCACCGCCGCCGCCGCCGACGACGACGAGGACGCGGCGGUGGUGGUGGUGCUGGACCACGCGGAGAUGUUCCUCACCGCCGCGGGGGGCGGCGCGGGGUGGGCGCACGGCCAGUCACACCCCAGUCCGCCGAGCCACCCGCUGCCGCUGGCUGAGUUGUACGACGUCCUCCGCGGGCGCGAGUUGUUUGGCCCCGACGAACUUCGGCAGCUGCGCCUGCGGACGGUGCUUUUCGUGACGCUGUUCGGCGGCCAAUGGGGCGACGUUGACCCCUUUGCCCGCGCCAAGUUCUUCGACGCGCACGUCGCGCUGACGACGCCGCUGGAGGCGGAGCGACGCGCCUUCUUCUGCGCCCACGCCGCACACCCGCCCGCGCUGUGCCAGGCGGUGGCCGCCCGCAGCGGGGGGAUACCGUACAGGGGGCUGACGGAGGUUGCAGAGCACAUGGAGGCGAUCGUGCGCGAGGCUGCGCCGGCGGAGCGGCCUCCGCAGCCGCAGGUGCGCGGCGGGGAGGCGGGGGACGGCGCGUCGGCGGCGCUGCUCUCGCUCCGCGCCGUUCGGGCGUUCGGCACAAGCGGCUCCGUUGCGGCGCGGGAGUACCGUCAGGGUGCGGGUUACGUGGACGUGC
Messenger RNA from Trypanosoma conorhini, 637 nucleotides. RefSeq names its product ATPase. NCBI's taxonomy places the organism in Eukaryota, Euglenozoa, Kinetoplastea, Trypanosomatida, Trypanosomatidae. The transcript has a single exon. The annotation marks the transcript as partial. The record is from RefSeq and is a predicted model, not a curated record.